AUGACCUCGCUACCCGAAUCGUCUAUAGUCGAGCAGCUUCCCCCAUCAAGCGUGUCCGUUGCACCUGUAGCACAGUCCUCAUCGACCACCGAUGCGACGGUUCCGCCCCUUCUCCAAGUGGGCGUCCCAAUGAUCAAGGUGUCUGCGAAGAAGCAGAAACGAUAUCUCUUCAGACUUGACGCGGACCAGGGGCAAAUCAUCUGGCAGUCGAAGAAGCUGCGGUUUAUCCCGAUCGAGAACAUCAAGGAGCUGCGCGAGGGCGCAGACGCACGAUACUACCGCGAACAGUUCCAGCUUGCGCAGGAAUACGAAGACCGAUGGCUCACGAUCGUCUAUGUGCUCGACGGCGGGUACAAGACUCUGCACCUGAUCUCGGCGACGCGCGACAUCUUCCAGCUCUGGGACGUCACUCUACGCAGGCUGUACUCGAUCCGCCAGCAGCUUAUGAGCGGACUUGUCAGUGCGGAUAUGCGGCAGGCGGUCUGGGAGAAGCAGUUUUGGAAGGGCGCGGACGACGAGCAGGACCAACGGCUCGACUUUGAUGACGUCGAGCGAUUGUGCAGGCGGCUGAACAUCAAUCCUUCGCGCGAAGAUCUUCAGCGACGAUUCAAGCAAGCGGACAGCCAGAAUCGAGGUUAUCUCGACUUUGGCGACUUCAAGCGUUUCGUGAAGCACCUGAAGGCGCGCCCCGAGAUUGACAGGUUGUAUAAGAAGCACGUGAACGGCGCGGAGGGGAUGACCUUUGCCGCGUUCGAGCAGUUUAUGCAGACGUCGCAGAAGUCUUCACUCAGCCGCGUCGAGCUCGAGCACAUCUUCCUGCGCUAUGCCUUCUGCCCCAACGGCAAGGCACCAGGUUCUCCGCCGCAGACCUCUCUCGACUUGGCUAUGCAGUCUAUCUCGAUCGCCAAGGAGGCCGGGCCGCAGUCGUCUCUACCGUCUGCUGAAUCACCGCCCGGUACGGCCACGACUGCAUCGAGCACCUCCGUCCCAUCGGUGGACGAUGCGCUCAUGAAGCUGAGCGGCUUCACGGCGUUCCUGCUGUCUGCGGACAACUCCGUCUUCGCGGACCAGCAUGGGCGCACAUAUCACGACAUGUCACGUCCGCUGCCGGAGUACUUCAUCUCGUCGUCACACAACACGUACCUGGUCGGGCACCAGCUGGUUGGGGAGAGCACGAUUGAGGGCUACAUCCGGGCGCUGCUCCAUUCGUGCCGGAGCGUCGAGCUCGACAUCUACGACGGAGACACCGAACCGACCGUAUACCACGGGCGGACGCUCACGUCCAAGGUCUCCGUGCGCGACGCCUGCGCGGCAAUCGCGAAGUACGCGUUCGUGGCGUCGCCCUACCCCAUCGUGAUCUCUGCCGAGAUCCACUGCUCUGUCCCACAACAAGAGCAGCUUGUCGAGAUCAUGAAGGAGGUGUUCGGGGACGCGCUCGUAUGGGCGCCCGUCGACGGCCGGCCGAAGAUCGAUGCCCUGCCGAGCCCAGAGGACCUCAAGGGCCGUGUGCUGCUGAAGGCGAAGAACCUGUACGUCGUGGAAGGGCAGGCGGUGUCCGAGAAGGAGGUCGGCGUCGAGACGGAGUCGUCCACAUCGACGGACACGUCUGCGUCAGACUCCGAUGUCGCCGCGGAGCUGAAGCAAGAGUGGCGCAAGGCGCGCCAGAACGAGGCAGAACUGAUCCGAGACCUAAAGUCGGAGUUCAAGAAAGCGCGCGGGGCACUCAACCGCGUGCGCUCGCCGGGCGCGCAGAAGGUCGCCUCGCAGAGCGUGCCGCAGUCGCCUCCGCCUUCCGGACAGCCCGCGAAGCCGAAGGUGAAGAUGUCGAUGGAGCUCGUCUCGCUGCUCGUGUACACCGUUGGCGUCAAGUGCCGCGGGAUCAACAAAAAGGAGGAGUACGCGCCGGAGCACAUCUUCUCGCUGUCGGAAAACACGGCGAACAAGCUCCUGAAGCAGGGCAUGAUGGACCUCAUCAAGCACAACCGCACGCAUCUCGUCCGGACGUAUCCCAAGGGCACGCGCAUCGGGUCGACGAACUACGAGCCGCACCGAUAUUGGUCUGCGGGCUGUCAGCUGGUCGCCAUCAACUGGCAGACGUUUGACCUCGGAUACAUGAUCAACCACGCGAUGUUCCAGCGCAACGGUCGUGCUGGAUACGUGCUGAAGCCGCUCGCGCUGCGCAGCUCCGACAAGCAGCUGCUCGCGCGGCGGACGAAGCACUUGCUCAACAUCACUAUCAUCUCCGCGCAGCAGCUGCCCAGGCCGAAGGACUCGCAGGGACGCGAGAUCAUCGACAAGUCCAUCGUUGACCCGUUCGUCGAGGUGUCCAUCCAUAUACCCGACUGGACGCACUCGCCAUUCCUCCCAGAGAAGACUGCCGACGCGUACUCUCCGCCGACCGCAGGUAACAUCGUGGAGGCGACGUCUGCGCGCACGGUGACGUGCCGGACCGGCGUCGUGAAGAACAACGGGUUCAACCCAGUGUGGGAGCAGCAGAUCUGCCUGCCCUUCGAUCUCGUUGGCGACAUGAAGGACCUUGUGUUCGUCCGGUUCUCUGUGAAGCAGGAGAACAAGGAGGACGACGAGCCGCUUGCCGUUUAUUGUGCCAGUCUGGGCAGCUUGAACCUUGGAUACCGGCAUCUUCCCCUUCAUGACGGGCAGCUCUCCCAAUACCUUUUCUCAACGCUCUUUGUCCGGAUCGAUAUCCAGGAUGCCUAA
Trametes versicolor FP-101664 SS1 is the source of this 2718-nucleotide messenger RNA. RefSeq names its product 1-phosphatidylinositol-4,5-bisphosphate phosphodiesterase 1. The transcript is spliced from 8 exons. Gene Ontology annotation, biological process: lipid metabolic process; phosphatidylinositol-mediated signaling. Gene Ontology annotation, molecular function: phosphatidylinositol-4,5-bisphosphate phospholipase C activity; calcium ion binding. Bases 1 to 2718 code for a protein of 905 amino acids. Lineage: Eukaryota; Fungi; Basidiomycota; Agaricomycetes; Polyporales; Polyporaceae. The record is from RefSeq and is a predicted model, not a curated record.